Stomoxys calcitrans (stable fly) is the source of this 1899-nucleotide messenger RNA. RefSeq names its product serine--tRNA ligase, cytoplasmic (gene SerRS). The record is from RefSeq and is a predicted model, not a curated record. Gene Ontology annotation, molecular function: ATP binding; tRNA binding; serine-tRNA ligase activity. The transcript has a single exon. Gene Ontology annotation, biological process: seryl-tRNA aminoacylation. Gene Ontology annotation, cellular component: cytosol. The coding region runs from base 116 to 1618 and encodes 500 amino acids. Lineage: Eukaryota; Metazoa; Arthropoda; Insecta; Diptera; Muscidae.
AAAAACUGAAAAAAAACUUGAUUCGUAUGCUAGCCACGUUGUGAUUCACCGACGAAACGCCAGUUUUCGAUUAUAAAAGGACGAUACCUAGUUUCAUCAUCUUUCCUCACUAAAAAUGGUAUUGGAUUUGGAUCUCUUUCGCAGCGAUAAGGGAGGUAAUCCCGAUGCUGUUCGAAAAAAUCAGGAGAAGCGUUUCAAAGACGUGGCUCUGGUGGAGACCGUCAUUAAUCAAGAUCAAGAGUGGCGUCAAAGACGUCAUCGUGCCGAUAAUCUGAACAAGGUGAAAAAUGUCUGCAGCAAGGUAAUUGGUGAGAAAAUGAAGAAAAAGGAACCCCAGGGCGAUGAGGCCGAAGAUGUUCCGGCAGAAAUCCAGCAAGAUUUGACUGAGCUCAAUGCUGAAAAAUUGGCCCAAUUAACUGUCAAUCAAAUAAAGAAAGUUCGUGUACUGAUUGACCAAGCCAUGGUGGAAAAUGAGAGGCUACUGCAGGAGGCUGAACAGAAACGUAAUCAAGCUUUGCGAGAGGUGGGUAAUCAUUUGCACGAAUCUGUGCCCGUUUCAAAUGACGAGGAUGAGAACAAAGUGGAAAGAACUUUCGGUGAUUGCACUAAGAAAAAUAAAUACUCACAUGUGGAUCUCAUUGUUAUGAUUGAUGGCAUGAAUGCGGAAAAAGGAGCCGUGGUCUCAGGAGGACGUGGAUAUUUCUUAACAGGUCCUGCUGUAUUCCUGGAACAAGCCUUAAUUCAACAUUCUUUACAUCUGCUGUACGCCAAGGACUAUACCCCUCUCUAUACGCCUUUCUUUAUGCGCAAGGAAGUUAUGCAGGAAGUGGCCCAACUGUCGCAGUUCGAUGAAGAGCUUUAUAAGGUGGUUGGCAAGGGCAGUGAAAAGGCCGAAGAGGGUGGUGUUGAUGAAAAAUAUCUCAUUGCCACCUCGGAACAACCAAUUGCCGCCUACCAUCGUGAUGAAUGGCUGCCAGAGGCUUCAUUGCCCAUUAAAUAUGCCGGUCUCUCAACAUGCUUCCGUCAAGAGGUGGGUUCCCAUGGACGUGACACUCGCGGCAUUUUCCGUGUCCAUCAAUUCGAGAAGGUGGAACAAUUCGUUUUGACCUCUCCCCAUGACAAUAAAUCUUGGGAAAUGAUGGACGAAAUGAUAGGUAAUGCCGAAGCCUUCUGUCAAUCCCUGGGCAUUCCAUAUCGUAUUGUUAAUAUUGUUUCGGGAGCCCUCAACCAUGCUGCCUCUAAGAAACUCGACCUUGAGGCUUGGUUUGCAGGCAGCAGUGCAUUCCGUGAAUUGGUCUCUUGCUCAAAUUGCUUAGACUAUCAGGCUAGGCGAUUGCUGGUGCGUUAUGGUCAAACAAAGAAAAUGAAUGCUGCUGUCGACUAUGUGCAUAUGUUAAAUGCUACCAUGUGUGCCACCACCCGUGUCAUUUGCGCCAUCCUUGAGACACAUCAAACGGAAACGGGAGUAAAAGUUCCUGAACCCCUUAAGAAAUACAUGCCAGCAAAAUAUCAAGAUGAAAUUCCAUUUGUCAAGCCUGCUCCCAUCGAUGUUGAGGCAGCUGCAGCUAAUACCAAGAAAGCUGGCAAGGGCAACAAAAAGGAUGCGGCAGCCGCCUAAAUUAAUUAACACACACACACACACAAACAUAGUUUAAGUUCUAUUUACAAAGGUAAUGCAGCAUUUUUUACACUCAUACGCUUAACGUAAUUCAAUUGGAAUCGUCGGCUUUAUAUGAAAAUAUGAAUUUGGGAGGACUUGGUUUUAAAUCAUUAAAAACUUUUGUAGGCAUCUUUAAAUUAUUAUUAACUCAUUUCGUCAACAUUUUUAAGUAUUACAUAAUACACAAUAAAUGUAUCCAAUAAAUUGAUCCUCCAGCAAACGGAAAAAAGACAUAUAAA